AUGUCCGAAAAAAAAGAGUUGGAAAAUCAGAAUACAAACAUCGAACCGAUAAUUUCGUUCACCAAAGAAGAUAUCCAAGAUAAAGAACCACAUGUUUUAACAACAAUUAUUUCCCCCUCGGGCAAGGAGAUUGCUAUUACCAAUGACGUUGAUCAAGCUAUGAAGCUCGCUCUUGAGCAUAAGGGUGAAACUAUCGAGUUGGACAAAGCUCAGGCAGAUAAAUUACUUCGAAAAAUUGAUUUAUACCUAUUACCCAUCAUGUGUUUGUUGUAUUGCUUUCAAUUCAUGGAUAAAUUAACGACAAGUUACGCCUCAGUGCUUGGGUUGAGAAAAGAAUUAAAUAUGCAAGGUGACAUGUAUAGUUGGACUGCUACUGCAUUUUACUUGGGAUACCUCGUAUUCGAGUUCCCAGCAUCAAUGCUUUUACAGCGGUUCCCCGUUGCCAAAACAGUGUCAGUUUUCAUUAUUCUUUGGGGGAUGAUAUUGGCCUUGCAUUCUGUUCCCCAAUACCCUGGCUUCAUUGCCUUGAGGACCAUUUUGGGAAUGUUAGAACUGAGUGUGACACCUGCGUUCACCAUCAUUACAUCUCAAUGGUACAGAAAGGAGGAACAAUUUCUUAGAACUUCAUGGUGGUUUGCUUCUAAUGGUAUUGGAACCAUUGUAGGACUGGCUAUUGCUUAUGGCUUGUACCAGAACGAUGGGAACUAUUCUUUACCCGCUUGGAAGCUCGUGUUUGUCGUCACAGGUUGUUUGACAAUAUUUUUGGGCUUUGUGAUUAUGGCUCACAUUCCUGAUACCCCAGCAGGUGCUUGGUUUUUAACGGAUGAAGAAAAAUUAAUGGUCGUUGAACGUAUUAGAACCAAUCAACAAGGGUUUGGUAAUACACAUUUCAAAAAACAUCAAUUUAUCGAAGCAUUGACAGAUCACCGAACUUGGUUGUUUUUUUUAUUUGCAUUGUCCAAUAAUAUUCCAAAUGGAGGUUUGACAAGUUUUGGUACCAUCUUGUUGAACGAAGAUUUCGGCUACACCCCAUCUAAAUCACUUUUGAUGCAAAUGCCGCAAGGAACUGUCGAAAUUGUUGGUUGUGUGUUAUUUGCUUGGCUUUGUAAGUUUCUCCCAUCCCGUAUGUUGAUGGGUGUUAUUGCAACAUCUAUCACUGUUUUAGCGGAGUGUCUCUUGGCUUUUUGCAAAGGCAACAGUGCAAGAUUGGCUGGUUUCUAUCUUUAUUUGCUAGGGCCACUUGGGUUCAUUUGUUGUUUAUCAUGUGUAUCUUCUAAUGUUGCAGGACAUACCAAGAAAGUGACCACCAAUGCCAUGUAUUUGAUAGCUUAUUGUGUUGGGAAUUUGAUUGGUCCCCAAACAUUUAUCAGCACACAAGCACCAAAUUAUACAGGAGCUAAAGUUGCUAUUGUUGUUUGUGGAUUUGUUUCAUUGUUUACAUUAAUUGCAAUUUAUAUUUCUUAUCAUAUUGAAAAUAAGAAAAGAAAUUCCAGGCCGCAAGUUGAUAUGAGCCAUAUUGAAAACUAUGAGUUCGCCGACUUGACAGAUAAAGAAAAUCCAAAUUUCAGAUACAGUAUUUAA
Molecule: messenger RNA, 1581 nt
Organism: Candida dubliniensis CD36
Lineage: Eukaryota; Fungi; Ascomycota; Pichiomycetes; Serinales; Debaryomycetaceae
Gene: DAL9
Product: Dal9p
Exons: 1
Coding region: 1-1581 (526 amino acids)
Biological process (GO): dipeptide transport; transmembrane transport; tripeptide transport
Cellular component (GO): plasma membrane
Molecular function (GO): allantoate transmembrane transporter activity; dipeptide transmembrane transporter activity
Source: RefSeq, a predicted model, not a curated record